Messenger RNA from Leucoraja erinaceus (little skate), 5974 nucleotides. It is a transcript of the gene tent4a, whose product is annotated as terminal nucleotidyltransferase 4A. The coding region runs from base 309 to 2444 and encodes 711 amino acids. The record is from RefSeq and is a predicted model, not a curated record. Gene Ontology annotation, molecular function: poly(A) RNA polymerase activity; mRNA binding. Gene Ontology annotation, biological process: RNA 3'-end processing. Lineage: Eukaryota; Metazoa; Chordata; Chondrichthyes; Rajiformes; Rajidae. Gene Ontology annotation, cellular component: TRAMP complex; nucleolus. The transcript is spliced from 12 exons.
UGGCGGUUGGAGCCGGGCGAAGCGUUUAAAAAUGCGCGCGCAUGCGCGGCGAGGCAGCCGGGUUAUGGGAAGGACGCCAUAUUGUUAAAGUGCAGCCACAACCCGGUCUUGGCUAUUCUUUAAAAAAAAGAAAAGUUUGUAAGCCAUUUAACAGGAAAGUAAACGGAAGAAAGACGAAGGCAAAGCCGAGUACGCACGAGGUUCUGUGGUGUGUGAUCGAGAGCGGGAGCCGGUGGGUCGUAAGGUGAUCGGUGCUUUGUUUUAGAUAGGUUGUCUGGGCUGAGUGAGUGCGAAGCGAACACUGUUUGAUGGAUCCGAGAGUGGCUUGGAUUCAGCCGGAGCAGAAGGGACCCGCCAAUGCCUUGUGGAUGCAGAUCUGGGAGACGUCUCAGGGAAUGCGCAGCAACUCCACUCACCACUACCCGCUGUACCUGAACUCGCCGGCGCUCGACACCGCACCAGCCAGCGGCGGGGGCCUCGCCGCCUCCGGCAGCCCGGGCUCGGCGCCCGCAAACGGCCACAGACACCGGACAGGUUCCUCCCCCGACACGGGCAUGGGCCCGGGACCAGGGCCGGGACCGGGCAAUGGGGAGGGUUGCAGGACGCUGCAGAAAUCUUCUUCUGCUUCAUCGUCUUCCUCAUCGUCCCCAUCUCCCGAAUCGGGUACCGGCAGCUCCUCGUCUUCGUGUUGUUCCACCUCCUCCUCGGGAAGGACUAAAACCGGCACUUACUUCAAUCAUCACAAUUUAACAGAAAUGAAUGGUGGUGGAAUUGGCAACAACUUAGUGAAGAACAACAACUACCACAAUUUGAAGAGCUUGGUGAGAAGAAAGAGGGAGAAUAAGGCCAGCACUUACGGCAUAAAUUAUGUGUUGAGCUCCAGCAAUGGGAACUGCUACAGCUGGACCCCCUGGAAAACCAUGAAAUAUAACGUAGGGGUGACUGGACUUCAUGAAGAAGUCUUGGACUUCUACAAUUUCAUGUCACCACGUCCCGAAGAGGAAACAAUGCGUAAAGAGGUAGUAAAGCGAAUAGAAUCUGUUAUCAAGGAGCUUUGGCCUACAGCUGAUGUUCAGAUUUUUGGAAGUUUCAGCACGGGUCUCUAUCUCCCAACCAGUGAUAUAGACCUGGUAGUUUUUGGGAAAUGGAAGAACCCACCUCUACAACUAUUGGAACAAGCACUACGAAGACGGAAUAUUGCUGAACCGUAUUCUAUUAAAGUACUUGACAAAGCUACAGUGCCAAUUAUAAAACUGACUGACCAGGAGACAGAAGUCAAAGUUGAUAUCAGUUUCAAUGUAGAAACUGGUGUGAAUGCAGCUCAAUUUAUCAAAGACUUUAUUAAGGGUUACCCAGUGUUACCUUACUUAAUACUGGUCUUAAAACAAUUUCUUCUUCAGAGAGAUUUGAAUGAAGUCUUUACUGGAGGAAUUAGUUCUUACAGCCUUAUUUUGAUGGCUAUUAGUUUCUUACAGUUGCAUCCACGAAUUGAUGCCAGAAGGCCUAGUGUAAAUCUUGGAGUUCUUUUGGUGGAAUUCUUCGAACUGUAUGGGAGACAUUUUAAUUACUUGAAAACUGGUAUUAGAAUAAGAAGUGGAGGUGCGUACGUUGCCAAAGAUGAAAUUAUGAAGAACAUGACCAAUGGAUAUAGACCAUCCAUGUUAUGUAUUGAAGAUCCUCUGGUUCCAGGAUAUGAUGUAGGGAGGAGUUCAUAUGGAGCCAUGCAAGUCAAGCAGGUCUUUGAUUAUGCGUACAUUGUCCUAAGUCAUGCUGUAUCACCGUUGGCAAGAUCUUAUCCAAACAGAGAUUCUGAGAGCACUCUUGGAAGAAUUAUUAAAGUGACACAAGAGGUAAUAGAUUACAGAGAGUGGAUCAAGAAGAAAUGGGGUGCGGUGAAAAUCCCUGGAUCAUCUGAUUCUGAUAAUGGUGUUAAGAUUGAACCAGUGGAUAAGACGACUGGUAAUGUCAACAGAGAUCACCAACAAGGCAGAGAUUCUGAAUCUCCCUAUAGCCAAGCAUCACCUAUGUCUUUGUCCAGCCCACUUCAGCUCUCAUCAGCCUGCUCUUCAUCAGCUGCUUCACUGUCUGGAAGUGAUAUAGCUAGGAUUGGUGUCUCACCAGCCAGUAUUUGUGUUUCCACACACCCUGCACUUCCUUCCAGGCAGGUUUGUAUUGAAGGAGCACCAUUGAAUCCUGUCACUGCUGUAUUCCCUAUCCCCCCUACUGCAUCCCCUAGCCUUCUGUCAAGUCUAUAUAUACAUCACAAGCAGCACAAUGGGCCAAAGUAUUCGGUGAAGGGACUCCACAAUCAAGGCUCCAAUCAUAAUUCAAUGGGUGGCAUGAAGCAGCCAGUCAUUCACAGAGGGCAUAACCAAUAUAAUCGCAACAUCUCAAAAAGGAGAAGACCGACGAGGGAGCCCAUAACUGUUAGUUUAAGUCGAUAGGGGUGUGACAUUGGAGCUCAUCCUCCGUCUUCACAUUAAAACUGAUUUCGACAUCAGACUGGAAUUAAAGACCAGCAUUUACUUGCAGUUAGUGGGUAUUGGUUAAUAUCUGCAACUGACUGUUUGCAUGUGUCCGAUUAUGGUGGGUGAACUCCAUCUUAAAGAACAUAUCAUCUUGUGCUAAGUAUUUGUGAAGCCUUAUUGGAUAUGGAGAUAUUGCUUUCCAUAGUUCUCAAGUCGCUGCUGGAACGGCUCCGGUGAUAGACAUGCAAGAGCUUGAAGCUUUCACCACAAAACUCUGCAGUUGAUGAGCACUUCCUGCAAUUCUUCACGGCAGAGGCAAACUUAAGGAAUACUGUAACCCGAGGGUCAUUCUAGUAGUUGAUCUAGAUGGACAUUUUCAUGGCAAUUUAGUUUUGCCGCUUCUUAGUCAUGGUUUCAUACAUAUAUCAGAACUUUUUACUCUGUACAUAUUGAACAAAUUGUAUCAUUCGUGCAAUAACUGUUUUCAGAAGUUUUUAUUUAAUUUUCAUAUGAUGUUAUUAUCACAUGUUUAAGUUAUAUUUAAGUGGAGGAGGGAAACAUUUUGAAGUUUACAAAUCCUUUCCCAGGUUGCAUUAUCUAAGUUUGUAGAGAAUUCUUGGUUUGGCAGGUUCGAUAUUUAAGCUGAGUGUGCUAACACUGUAAGGGAUUUUGUUGAGUAGUUCUGGCUCCUUAAUUCAUUAUAUAAUGCUCAGCACUAACCAGAAGUUUUAAGAGAAGUUAACGCAACUGGAAUCAUUUUUUCUUCUGCAUUGUCAUUAUUUGUGUUUUAGGCUGCGUUUUCUCAGGGCCUGUUUAUUGUCACUUCAAAUCUAUAACUUCUGAUUUUGAUUAAGAGCCAGAAACGCAAGUCUUAACAACACAGAAGAAGCAUACUCAAAUUUUGUCUGAACUAGGAGAACUUUGUUCAGUGUUUAUGUUCAUGCUUAUCAUAAAAACAUAACCUGUUAAUGUUGGGGUCCAAAUGGCAUUUUAAUGAAUGAUGUUCCCAGCUAACAGAAUGUGGUGGAAGGAAUUAUGUUGAUUCUAUUGAAGAAUCUAUACCAGUGUGCAUAUGUUCUAUUAGGAGCAAAAAAAAAGUACUUCUACUGUAUGCAUUUGUAGGAGGUGUUUUGAUUCAGUAUUGCAAUGGACAGAAAAAUUUUAACUUCGGCAAUGCUGGCACUCAAUGAAUAUUACUCAUGCAUACAGUUAGACUAUGCAAGAUUUUUUUCAUGACAACCACUGUUUUGUUACCUUUUUGGAAGAGAGAAAAACUACAGCCUGCCUAGCCCUAUGUUUUAAAGAAUGUACCACAGUUGCCCUAAGGGAUUUGACAUGCCUUCUGUAUUGCCUGAAUUAGGUUGAAAUUUAAACGUGACAAUCUCAUGAAGAGGUGUCGACCCAACUAAACACUAAUAGGUGGAUCAAGUCCAUUUGUGGGAGUGGUUUUGUUUGGAGAUAACGUUGCCAUGACAUUUAGGAAUUUGCAGGAAAAUUGAAAAUUUUCAAGUUUAGUCGUUUCUCAGCAACAGUAUACAAGGACAUUUCAUAAUGUUACUUCUAUAUCAUUGUGUGAUAUUGAGAGCUCACUGCCAUGAUUUUUCUGUUGCAUGCUGUUGACUUGUUUAGCUGGUGUGCUUUAUUUUCUAGAACAUUCCAGUAAAGUCCACACUCUGUCUUGUACUGUAAUUUUGUGAAAAUAAUCUAAAAUGUUUUGCAGAAGGGUCGAAUUUGUAGGAAUUUUAUUGCUGUACCAUUUAAGUUUGCUGAUUGAAAUUCAAAAAGAUAAAAUGCUGGGGAUUUGAAAUAAAAACAAUGGUGGAAGUGCUCAGCCACUCGAGCAGCAUCUGUGGAAAUUACAACCAUUCUACUCUAGGAUGUUCCACAUGAAAUGUUAAUACAGUUCCUCUUUCCUGAGAUGUUGCCUGACCUGUGGGUGUUUGCAGCAUUUUGUUUAAAAUUGGCCAAACUACCCUCGUGAAAGUGAACAUUUCAAUUCAGUGGAAAUCUUCAAAUAGAUUUUCAUGCCUCCUACAGUAUAAUUAGCAUAAUAAUGAACCUAAGGAGUUACAAAUUCAUAACAAGUGCACAGGCAUUGUAACAUUGCAGUGCCAGAUUUUUUUCAAUCAUAGGUUGUGUAUCAAUUUCUGUUCAUGCUUGCUCUGUAAAUUAAUGGGGUUUUAAUUAGUCAAAAUCGAAGUUGCAUUGCUAGAUAUUGCAAUACAAACAAAUUGUGGGGCAAUAUCUGUAUCUAGAUGUAAUGUAUUCUGGAUGCUGCAUAUCAUUCCACACUGACAGGAGUUUCCCCAUGCCAAUUGUCAUCAGUGCUGAUCAUUUGGAUAUGAGCAUUUGGCUUUUUGUCCUUGCGGUUAACAUCAACUUAACUUUAUAAUGGGAAUAGUUUGGAUUCUCAAGAUGGCUUUCAGAAAUGGGAGUCUUGUCCAUCGCUCCCAACCUGACAUCAGUGUAAUUGUGACAUUGCUAAACAAGGUAACUAAUACUUGCAAAGCUUUCCAGUCUAAAAUGCGACGUAAUACCGUCAGGGUGAUGCAUCUUGCACAAAAACAUAACAAGCAUUGUUACAGUAUCGGAACCAAAUGAUACUUUGAAUUCACACAAAGCACCCACAAAAAUCUUAAAGCUAUAAUUUGAGUUCUGACAUUUCCUUACGUAUUGUGCAUAGCCUAUAGAUAAUGUAUCUAUAGGAUUCCAUUUCCCUACACUUCAACCAUAGUAAAUCAAGCUUUCAUAAAACAAUUGUAACAACAUUUGACCCAGUAUAUUGCGACUCUUAAUUUCUUAAAUGUAGCUGAUUUUGUGUUUCUUGACGAGUGAUAUUUUUGUUGGCCGUGGAGCAUCUCGUAUAACACUAAGUCCUAAGUUGCCAAUUUAUUUUCCGACUUUAUUUUUAAUUGUUUCAUCAACGGUUCAUCAUUGUAGUCAGAACAUUUUACGUUUUCUACAAUGGUUUUGUAAUUCCACAGGUCCUAAGCAGAGGGCUAAAUUUGUCAUCGUUAGCUUUUGUAGUAAUUAAACUCUGCCAGUUACAAAAAGUUGAGAAAUUAUUUUUAUGAAAUUACUGUACAAGGUAUCAGUUUAAUCAUACUGGUGAUCCCACCUAACAGUACAGCUCAAACCAAAGCUCAAAUGAUAAAGGGUGAAAUUGUGCUGAAAUGAUUUUCUAUUGGUCAUAACAUCUAGCUUUAAGCUUCAGCAAUGGCAGACACACUACUUUGUAGAUAUUUGGUUUAUGCAAUUAAUAUCUGAAAGUGCUGUGUAUUUUGUGGUGCUAGUUAACCAUCUGUAUCAUGUUCAAGUUAUGUCAUGGUGAACAAUUGAUUGGCCUGAUUACCACUGUGGGGCUGUACGUUCUUGCAUACAAAAAAAGAAUCGUGUUUAGGACUACUGGGGCAACUUGUUACGGCAAGUGAAAAUUCAACAUUUUUUAUGUAUAGUUUUCUAUUCUUUGAUUAUUUUUAAUAAACUUACUGAAACAAUUGUAUUUG